AUGAUGGACGACUUCGUCAGCGAGUCGGAUAGCGACUACACGAGCUAUUGGCGCGAUUGGUUUAUAUCUUCUCGAGGCAAUGAGUACUUCUGCGAGAUUGACGAAGACUACCUCACGGACCGCUUCAACCUAACAGGACUGAACACGGAGGUCCAAUACUACCAAUAUGCGCUUGAUCUUAUCACCGAUGUCUUCGACCUUGAUUGCGACGAUGAGAUGAGAGAGACGAUCGAGAAAUCGGCCCGACAUUUGUACGGCCUUGUUCAUGCCCGCUUCAUCGUCACGACGAGGGGUCUUGCCAAGAUGCUCGAAAAGUACAAAAAAGCCGACUUCGGCAAAUGCCCCCGUGUGAUGUGCCAUUCGCAUCCGCUACUACCCAUGGGCCUCUCAGAUGUUCCCAACAUGAAGCCGGUUAAGCUCUACUGCGCUCGCUGCGAGGACAUCUAUAACCCCAAAUCAUCGCGGCACGCCGCCAUCGAUGGUGCCUAUUUUGGUACCUCAUUCCACAACAUCAUAUUCCAGGCUUACCCGGCCCUUAUCCCCACCAAGAGCGCUGAGCGAUACGUGCCUCGCGUGUAUGGCUUUAAGGUCCACGCCUCGGCCGCUUUAAUUCGGUGGCAGCAUCAAAAAAAAGGUGAGAUGCGGCGCCGGUUGAAGAAGAUGGAGGUCGACAGCGGUUUCCGUGAUGACGAUGUCCUAGACGAUGGAGACGAUGAGGAUAUCGAGUUUGAGGGCGUUGACAGUCGAGUAACUGGUGGCAACGACGGGGUUGCUAUGGCUUGA
Molecule: messenger RNA, 783 nt
Organism: Colletotrichum truncatum
Lineage: Eukaryota; Fungi; Ascomycota; Sordariomycetes; Glomerellales; Glomerellaceae
Product: casein kinase II subunit beta-2
Biological process (GO): regulation of transcription by RNA polymerase III
Cellular component (GO): cytoplasm; protein kinase CK2 complex; UTP-C complex
Molecular function (GO): protein kinase regulator activity
Source: RefSeq, a predicted model, not a curated record